UAAACCAGUCACACACAUCGUACCUACCUUCACUGGAAGGUAACUUCCUGGACUGCACAUGUCAAUAGAUCUUUGUUGCUGUAUGGCAAAUGCGCGGUGAAUUCAUGAUUUGUUGAAACGUUGUUGUUUUUUUUUUUACAAUGAUUUGAGUUGGAGGAAAGCUGUUUCUUACGUUUGACUGAAUGAAGAUGGAGUUACUUCUCACGGGCGUGUUAUUGUUGUAUUUUUCCUCUACAUUUUCAUGUCUCCAGAUUUUGCGAUGGCCAGCUCUGAACUGUAGUCAAGAUGGUUUAGGAUGUCAAGCCAACAUCACUAACUGUCAUGAUAAAGGGUGGUUGAUUCAUCGUGACUACACCCCCAGCGACCCGGUCAACCUGGAGGUGGGUGUGGACACCAGAGAGGAUGAGCAUGGACAUCUUUUGCCUGUUUUAGUGGCCCGAUGGAAAGUUAAGGAUGACGGAAGUACUCAUUUCCUGGAAGGAACGUUGCUUCAUGUGCUGAUGGAGGCCACAAACCAGUACAUUUGUGUUCAGUAUAAAUUCUUAAACAAGAUAACCAUGCGGAAUCCAGCAGAUGAAAUGUGGUCUUUCUCCCUGGAUCGAGUGGUGGUUGAGCCGGGCUUGUCCUAUGUCGUCUCAGUCUCAAACCUCCCCCAGCCUAACCUAUAUUAUUCUUUUUCCAACAUUUUCAAAGUAGUCACUGUCCCUGAUUGUAAAGACCCAAGAAUACGGAAGACUCGAGUCUGCCUAGAGACAGGUAGCUUGUGGACACCCAAUACUACACUGGAGCGUUCAACAGCACCGCACGGCCGGAGCAUUCUCACCGUGGGCUUCAACGCCGACCAGCAAGCUCAGAAAUACAGCAUCACACUGGACUGUAGCAAUGACCGUCACAGGCAUGAUGUAAACCAGGGAAACCAGACGUGGCUGAGUGUACAGUUUGAUCUUGAUGUGUGGCCCCGGACAUGCUGUUAUUUUGAUGUGGAGAUCCAGCCGUUUUUUGACCUUUGCAGCAACGACUGUGUACGAAGAAGGAAGACCUUUAACAUAUGUGGUGCCCCUAUGACAGUCUCACCGCCUGUCUGUCCAUCUCCUGAAAUCUACAUAGCCAUAAUCGUGACCACUGUACUGAUAAGCUGUGGACUUUUCUGUUUUCUCUUCUAUAAGCUACGCAGAAGACCAAGGGGAGAUCUGGCCCUAGAACCAGGGGUCCAUCCUCCUCCUGCCCCCCCUAGGGUUCCUCCCAGGGUCUUGGUGAUCUACUCCCAGGACCAUCCACUCUACCGGAAGAUUGUCCUGAAGCUGUGUGCCUUCUUGCAGGCUAAAUGUGGCACUGACGUGGUGUUGGACCUGUUGGACACAGCCUGGCUGGGGACUGUGGGGAGACUGCCCUGGCUGGAGUGGCAGCGACAGCAGAUCAGCAGGUCAUCGGAUAAGAUCCUGGUCCUCUGUUCCCGCGGCGUUCAGGCCAAGUGGCAGGCGAUGUGCGGCCAGGGCCGGGUGACUCUCAGGGAAGACCUCCGGUCACCGAUCGACGACAUGCUAACCCCGGCUCUCAACCUCUUCCUGCCCGACAUGCUGCGGGCCGCCGCCCUCGGAAAGUACGUGGUCGCCUACUUCGAGGACAUCAGCAGCGAGAGCGACGUGCCGUCUGUGUUUGACAUCGCUGUGAAGUACAAGCUAAUGAAGAACUUCGAGGAGCUCUGCUUCAGGAUCCUGAACCGGGAGAAGUAUGCUCCGGGACAGGUGUGCCACAUCGAGGGGAUCAGAGAGGAUGAGUACGUCCACUGUCAGUCAGGCAAGGAGCUGCGUGACGCCAUCGAAGCCUUCCAGACCUUCCAACAGGAGAACCCAGACUGGUUUGAGCAGGAGUGUGUGGACGUCGAGGCGGAGGAGGAGGUGGUGGCGGUGACGGAGUACGACGCUCUGCUGGAACAGCCCACGGCUCCGGUAGUGGAGUGUGUGCCGGAGUACAGGGACGGGCCUCCCAUCUAUGUCUGUGGCGUGGACGUACAUGAAGGCUGCCGGGGAGUCCAGGUCCUGAGCGCAGAAGUGAACCUUGGCGGGAAUGGGAGGUCAGUGCUUGAGCUUCUUCCAAGGGUCAACUCUGAGAGCCCCGGGGUUUGCCUGUCGUAUCCGUUCAUGAAGCCCCUACCUGGGGUAACCAUCCCUGGUCUAAACCCCCACACCCCGGAGAGGCUGGCGUGUGACUUGUCAGACCUUGCGAGUGAGCCCCCCCUGGCCAGAGGGAACUGCCUCAGCCUACAGGACAGGAUGGGAACAGCAAGCCACAGCCCUGUUGAGAUCCAGGAGGAGUCAUACGCUCCAUCAUCUGGUCAACCUUCAGCUGAUACCCUGGGGCAACUGAUGUCUCUCCAACUGUCGCUGUCCGGCAUCAGCGCUGACCCAGGUCCUCGCUUUACACAGAACGGCUCCCAAUCACAGCAGCCUGUUGAAAACAACCUGUCCAUCCCUGUUACGAUGGGCCAGUCACAGCUGCCCUUCAGGCCAACACAUUUUGUGUCAGAGGAGAAUGGGUGCCAAACACCUGUUGACCAAUCGCUUCCUUUUGAGACGGACCAAUCACAGCUGUCCUUCACCUCCAUCCAAGUUACCCCGCCUGUGUCUGUGGGUAAACAGAUUCAGUACCUCCCUCCCCAGCCAGAGAUCAGCUACUCCCACCCGGUGGAGGUGAGGGAGGGUCAGUCGGUGGUGGAGGCCCCAGAGAAGAGGCCCGUCAGUGGGUCAGAUCAGGGUUAUAUAUCCCGGAACUCCAUCCAGCAGGACUCUCCUAUUGAAGAGAGCAUAGAGGAUACACUGAUGGCAUUGACCAGGUUACAACAGGCACUGUACUAUAACUGUCCCUGAUUGGCCAGGUUACAACAGGCACUGUACUAUAACUGUCCCUGAUUGGCCAGGUUACAACAGGCACUGUACUAUAACUGUCCCUGAUUGGCCAGGUUACAACAGGCACUGUACUAUAACUGUCCCUGAUUGGCCAGGUUACAACAGGCAUUGUACUAUAACUGUCCCUGAUUGGCCAGGUUACAAAAGGCACUGUACUAUAACUGUCCCUGAUUGGCCAGGUUACAACAGGCACUGUACUAUAACUGUCCCUGAUUGGCCAGGUUACAACAGGCAUUGUACUAUAACUGUCCCUGAUUGGCCAGGUUACAACAGGCACUGUACUAUAACUGUCCCUGAUUGGCCAGGUUACAACAGGCACUGUACUAUAACUGUUCCUGAUUGGCCAGGUUACAACAGGCACUGUACUAUAACUGACUCAGGUUGGCCAGGCUACAACAGACACUUCUUUAACUGUCCAGGGUAGUAACAGGACUACAUUAUCCAGGGUAGUAACAGGACUACAUUAUCCAGGGUAGUAACAGGACUACAUUAUCCAGGGUAGUAACAGGACUACAUUAUCCAGGGUAGUAACAGGACUACAUUAUCCACGGUAGUAAGUUUAUAACUCACACGCUAAACACUCAGACUAUGGACUAUUCCUAAUCACCACUACUAUCCAAUACGUUUGGAACGUUUCCUACAGGGAGGUGGUCCUGAGUGCCAAGAGCUGCCAGGAAAACCCACAGGAAGGAAUUCAUUUCAGGGUCCAUUUGGAAAUUGAAAGCUCAAUCAAAACUGACUAAUACUUAAUGUAUUGUGUUGCAGGAGAAACUGUGAUGAUGUUGCGCUCAUGUUCAUGAAAAUGUUCUUCUUGAAUCAAGA
Esox lucius (northern pike) is the source of this 3728-nucleotide messenger RNA. RefSeq names its product interleukin 17 receptor A1a (gene il17ra1a). Gene Ontology annotation, molecular function: interleukin-17 receptor activity. The transcript has 14 exons. Bases 183 to 2867 code for a protein of 894 amino acids. The record is from RefSeq and is a predicted model, not a curated record. NCBI's taxonomy places the organism in Eukaryota, Metazoa, Chordata, Actinopteri, Esociformes, Esocidae.